This is a messenger RNA of Sinocyclocheilus anshuiensis, 4116 nucleotides long. RefSeq names its product serine-rich coiled-coil domain-containing protein 2-like. The record is from RefSeq and is a predicted model, not a curated record. Gene Ontology annotation, biological process: microtubule bundle formation. Gene Ontology annotation, cellular component: microtubule cytoskeleton. The coding region runs from base 266 to 3187 and encodes 973 amino acids. Gene Ontology annotation, molecular function: microtubule binding. The transcript is spliced from 10 exons. Lineage: Eukaryota; Metazoa; Chordata; Actinopteri; Cypriniformes; Cyprinidae.
UGUCCGCUGUUUUCAUACAACAUGCUCUCAUGCCGGCAGGACGUUACUUCACAAUAACAUAGAAUGCGAUGAGAAGAGCUAGUCUUCCUAUGCAUGGACAACUGUAUAUCUCGACUAAGCAUUGGAUCAGGUGGAAGCAGUAAACGGGCUUGACUCCUGUGGUGGAUUUCCACGCCCAGCUGUAUUCGCCUUCAAUCGGAUGAAAUCGUACAGGCGGCCGCUCAGAUAAGUUCUGUCCUCACAUCCAUGGUGGCGAACCUAUCUGAUGGAAAGGAAGGCUGUCAAACAGCUCAACAUGGUCUCCAGGUUGCCCAAGUUUGCUUCCUGUCCCUCAGGCACCACCAUGACCGCCCUUCCCCAAGGAUCUGCCCCAGAGUCCAAAGGUGGACCUCUAGUCAGGCACAAUAAUUUGACACGUCUACAAUCCCUAAAUUGGAGAAAGGGUGAAGAGGACAUUGGAAAUAAAGUUCAACACUCUGACAGCUUGGAUGAGGAGACUAGUGUAACACCAGUGAUGGUGACUAAAAAGCCUUCCCCUGCAGCUGCUGUAAAAUGUAAAAAUGCAGUCCCCACUUCACGAAGUAGUUGCCCCAGGAGCAUACCCCAGCCUAUUAAAACCUUUCCCCGCAUGACUACUCCGAAAUUCCUCUUAACAGGGAAUCCCCUGAAUAAUGACAUGGCUUCUCAGAAAGGAGUAAGUGUUGGUAAUGGGCGAUGUGGCUCCUCAGGGCCAGGUGUUGGUCAUGUAUCCCAACAAAGAACCCUGCAGAGCAAACUAUCCCUGUCCAACGACAGCAUCAAGUCUGACUCUAAAGACAGCAUAGUUCGCUCUCAGAGUUUCACCCACUUCAAGAGGGCAACAUGCCCCACCAACCCACCUAUUACCCGUUCCUUCUCCUUUAACAAAGCUACAGAGCUUGCUAAAGAACUUCCCAGACCAUUGGCACAGUCUCCAGUAGCGAAAUCAUCCCUCAUACAGCCAAAUACAGUAUUAUCCGAAGAGAAAGUAAAUAAAUAUGGAAUUCCAAGGCCUGCUGUAACUACUAGCAGUCAUCUUUUGCAAACGAACACAAUAAAGAAAUCCCUUUUACCCAGCUUUUCAGGUAAAAAACCUUCUGUGCUCAGUUAUAGACUUACAUGUCCAACACUAACCAAACAUCCCUGCCCUGUUCUCCUUGGAAUUGUCCAAAAAGACACAGAAUUGAGUAAAAAUGUCCAAGACACUACAAAGAUAGCAGAAACCAGUUCAGAACCAAGUAGCAACAUUGAAAGUAUUGAAACUUCCCCAAAUGAGACUUAUUUUGAAGCAAAGGAGGCUGAGGGGAGUCUGGGCCCCUCCUUGGAGGACAUGUCGCUAUCAUCGUCCUCCUCUGUGGAGCACAAUGACACUAGUGAAGAGUACAUGGAUGACUUUGAUAAUCUCGGGAAUGGAGGUGAGACCCUGCUGCCUGUCCUCAAUGAGGGGUUAGACCACUUUGGACUAUGUAAAGAUGACAACGCUCUAAUUAGCAAGUGCAAUGAGGAAUCAUCGGUGACCAGCCUGCACACCUUCUUAUCCGAAACUGUUGACUGGGCAGGGAUGGGCCUUGCAGCUGGUAAAGAUGGCUUUGAGCAUGAGACGUUGUCUCCUUUAGGUGAUUUUCCUCAUGGAUCGUCUUUGGACCUGUCACCUUCAGACAGCUCUGGAGGCACUUACAUGUGGGACGAGGAGGGAAUGGAGGCACUGGGAAGCUCUGGACACCCCUGUGGAAGCUUUGACUCUGAUCUCAACAGCAUGGACAUUCUCGACAACCUGGAGAAUGUGGAGUCAUGUGACCUGGAGGAAGAGGACCUCAUGUUGGAUUUGGACCUGUCUGAAGAUGCAUCUUUACACAGCGCAGGCCAAUGGCUUAUUCACGCAGGUGAGCAGGAACCCUGGGCAUCUUUCUUCUGGUGUUUUUUAGAAAGUGGCAUUUUGCAAUCGUUUGAUGGGCGCAAGGAACAGGGGCUGGAGAGGUCAGGGUCAGACCAUGUGACAUUGGAUGAGUUGACUCUGAAACUCAUGACUCAAGACUGCUCUUCUGUCAAAGAACAGCUGCUUCUACUGAAGACACUGCUUCAGAUGGAGACAGAUAGUUCAGCUGAAGAUACUUUAGAGGCUAAUACUCCAUCAUCCACUGACCAAUCUUUACUUGAUCAGAAGGUGGAGCUGCUCCUGAAAGAGGUUCAAGAACUGAGAGAUGAGCUCAAAAGCAAAGAAAGGAUGAUCGCUGAACUUUCCCAGCAGCUGUCUUCUCCAGUAGAGGAUAUGCAGUGCCGCUGCUUGCAGGGCUCAGAGUCUAACAAGGAGUCACCGGAGCACCAGGACAAGGAUACUCAAACCUUGUGGAAGGCACAUAAUCUUCAAAUACUACAGACUCCCAGAUUCUUACCCAACAAGCUCCACAACCAUGAAGGACUUUCAAGUCUAACCUCUUCAGAGGCCCCUUGUGACGGUUUGGAUGCCGAGCCUGGUCACCACCCACUGAUGCCCCAGUCCUGCUCCCCAGACCUACAAGGUCCCAUCACUGUUGAGUCUACCCCAAACUGUGCUAUACCAACGGUAACUAUAUCUGCUGAUAGCUUUGCUGCCUUCUCUUCCAGAACUUUUCAGAGCUCUGAUCCUGCUGAGCUUGGCCUCAUUAGCAGCCAGGUUAAAAUCAAUGAGCCAGCAACCCCACCAGCUACUGCCAGCUUUUGCUGCAAGCUAGAAGGAGGUAUACAAAAACUUCCUUUGAGAAGAAGCAAUUUUUCAACUCUACAGCCAUCCACUUCUAUUAAGAGAGCUUUGACACUCAUCAAGUCCCAGGAAGUACAACAGGUCAGUGUGUUUACCGGAGCCCUGGGUAGGUUUGGAGCCACAGGUCUAUCCAGAACAAAACAUCAACCUUUAUCAGCUGCCGGACUGCUUUGCAUCAACCCAGCCCGACAAACUACCAUGCACAGCACCACUGCACCAAUAUUUAACCAACAAAAUCAAGGGUGCAGUCAGUCUUUAUUGCUCAGAAACAUAGAAAGCAGUUUGCCCAGAGCCAGUGCCCCCCUCCAGCUCAAACAUUCCCGCCUUCCUAAGCCAAAGACAAUUUCUUCUCUACCAAACCCUGCGGCUCAGCAAGGUCAAACAACAACCUCCCCUGCUCUGCCUUCUCGUAUGCUUCCACAAUUCUAGAUUAGCUAAGCAGGGCUUUGGGCAUCCCACCAGAGUGUAGAAAAUCUGCUUCUUAAGGCCCUGCUUGUAAGGCACCAGUCAAGUAUCCUGGCAGUUAUGCUUACUAUGUACAAAACUAUGUACAAAGUUGUAAGAGACACUACUGUCAACCUUGUACCUAUGAACCUUGCAUAAGAUAUUGCUCCUUUGAUAGAUUAGCAAGGCACCACUUCUCUAGGAUAACGACCAAAACCAAGUAGAGUGGUGUUAUUGCUCCCACAUGAGUUUUUUUGUAUUGCUCUCAUUGAUUCUGUUGAGAGAGACUUGCUUUUUCCUUUCUUAACUACCACCACUGUAUGUGCACCGCGUGGGCCAUGAUGAAGGGGUGCCCACUGAGAUUUUCAGAGCAGCCGUCUCUUCCAAUUGCUUCUCUACCCAUCUCUCUUUGUACCUUUGUUCUUUGCCACUAGCAUGAAGAUUGUGUCCUGCUGGAAUUGGCCUCCCACCACCGUACCUAAUGAGAGCAAGUUCUGGAAGCCAAGUCAGUCUUAACAGCAGAAUGAGUUGUAAGGUCAUGAACAUAAUGUAAAAUGGAAAGAAAAAAAAGGAACAUUAGCCUAUACAGUGUGGGAGUUUGAAAUGCAAGGUUACUUUAUAGUGAUUUCACCAAGUAGGACAUGUUUUUGUUUGAUACAACAGUCCUUUCUGGUCCUCGAAUCUGAUUGGCUGAUAAGAGUGUGAUAUUAGAGUCCAACUUAACUCCAACAGCCGUUUCACCAUUUGUAUCACUCCAACCCUAAACCUACCCCUUACAAUAAUGCAAAAAUAGUAAUUAUUGUUGUACAGUGUGACAAAAAUUACACUAUAUUGAUGUGCACAUGACCAUUAGCCACAGCUGUCUCCUUUCUAGCCUUAAAAGGAUAGUUCACCCAAAAAUGAAAAUUUGAUGU